Salvia splendens (bonfire salvia) is the source of this 3359-nucleotide messenger RNA. RefSeq names its product serine/threonine-protein kinase D6PKL1-like. The transcript is spliced from 3 exons. Bases 269 to 2977 code for a protein of 902 amino acids. NCBI's taxonomy places the organism in Eukaryota, Viridiplantae, Streptophyta, Magnoliopsida, Lamiales, Lamiaceae. The record is from RefSeq and is a predicted model, not a curated record. Gene Ontology annotation, molecular function: protein kinase activity; ATP binding. Gene Ontology annotation, biological process: protein phosphorylation.
CAUAUGCCAUGACAUCAGUUUCUUUUUUCUCCACUCCAUAUUUCCACUGCCGAAGCUAGUUUCUGAAUGCUUGUACUGAUUUUGCAAAUCUUACUUGCUUUUCUUCUCAGUUAGUGUUUUUCUUCUGUAUGGACUGCUCAAGAUUCGGUUAGGUUGUGGUGUGUUAGAGUUCACUGAGAUAGAUUUUUAUGAUAGAGAUAUAGCUGUGGUAGUGAUGCUCAACAUAUUCUUGUAACCUAUAUUGAGCAAAGUGUGUACUGUAUCUGGGAUGGCCUCGACAAGUGGCUCUAGAGCUCCGGUGAGUUUGCAACAAAGAGUUGUUAGGAUUCAGCAUUCUACAGAGGCGAAUGGUCGCAAGUCUACUAGUGAGCCGAAGGUGAUUGAUCUUGAGCAAUCAGUUGAUCCUGAUGAGGUGUGUUUGGUGUUGCCUAGAGAAGAUGCUGAGUCCAACAAAUCUGCUAAUAAUGAAAAAAACUCGUUGAUCCUUUUUGAUACCUCAGAGUCCAAUAUCUCUUUCUCCAGGUCUGAAAGGGAAUCUAAAGCUCAUGAUCUUGAGUUAACCGACAAUAGAAGCUCGCUGGAAACUUUCUUUGAUCAGGGAAAGAAUUCAUCUGGCAUUAUCAAUCCGAAGGUGAUUGAUCCUGAGCAAUCAGUUGAUCCUGAUAAGGCGUGUCUGCUGUUGCCUAGAGAAGAUGCUGAGUCCAACAAAUCUGCUAAUAGUGAAAAAAAAUCUUUGAUCCUUCUUGAUACCUCAGAGUCCAAUAUCUCUUUCUCUGGGUCUGAGAGGGAGUUUAAAGCUCAAGAUCAAGAGUUAACCGACAUUAGAAGCUCACUGGAUGUUUCCCAGGGAGAGAAAUCAUCUGGCAUUAGCAUGCCGAAGGUGAUUGAUCCCGAGCAAUCAGUUGGUCCUGAUAAGGCAUAUCUGCUGUUGCCUAGAGAAGAUGCUGAGUCCAACAAAUGUGCUAAUAGUGAAAAGAGUUCUUUGAUCCUUUUUGAUACCACAGAGUCCAAUAUCUCUUUCUCCGGGUCUGAAAGGGAAUCUAAAGCUCAAGAUCUUGAGUUAAUCAACAUUAGAAGCUCACUGGAACCUUCAUUUGAUCAGGGAAAGGAAUCAUCUGGGAUAGGGAGCGUAAUAGUUAGUGAUGAAACCAAUAGCCUUGCAAAAACCAGUGGAAGCACGAAAGUGACUGACCCUGCUGAGUUUAUUGAGAGUGAAAAGAGCAGCAUGUGUCGCGAAAGAGCACUGAUUGAUCUUGAGCAAUCAGUUGAUCCUGAUAAGGCGAGUCUGAUGUUGCCUAGAGAAGAUGCUGAGUCCAACAAAUCUGCUAAUAGUGAAAAAAAUUCUUUGAUCCUUUUUGAUACCUCAGAGUCCAAUAUCUCUUUCUCCGGUUCUGAAAGGGAAUCUAAAGCUGAAGAUCUUAGGUUAAAUGACAUUAGAAGCUCACUGGAAACUUCGUUUGAUCAGGGAAAGAAAUCAUCUGGCAUAGGGAGUGUAAAAAUUAGUGAUGGGACCAAUAGCCUUGCAAAAACCAGUUCUUCCAUAAGGAGUGUUAAAGUUAGUUAUGGAACCAAUGGCCUUGCAAAAACCAGUGGAAGCACGAAAGUGAGUGACCCUGCUGAGUUCAUUGAGAGUGGAAAGAGCAGCAUGUGUCGGGAAAGUACAAGCAGUGAUGUCAGUAAUGAGAGCACCUCUAGCAGCAGCUUUAGUAGCAGCAUCAAUAAGCCUCACAAAGCAAAUGAUGUUCGAUGGGAAGCCAUCCAAGCUAUCCGCUGCAGAGAUGGUGCAUUGGGUUUGAACCAUUUCAGGCUCCUAAAACGGCUAGGUUGCGGAGACAUUGGUAGCGUUUAUCUGGCUGAGUUGAGCGGAACUAAAUGUUACUUUGCGAUGAAAGUAAUGGACAAGGCAUCUCUAGCAAGUCGCAAGAAGCUUGUUCGCUCUCAGACAGAAAGAGAGAUAUUACAGUCCCUAGACCAUCCAUUCCUUCCUACUCUGUACACCCAUUUCGACACUGAUAAGUUUUCAUGUCUGGUGAUGGAAGUCUGCCCUGGUGGAGACUUGCAUACUCUUCGUCAAAGGCAACCUGGAAAGCACUUUUCCGAGCAAGCAGCCAAGUUUUAUGUUGCUGAAGUGCUGCUAGCUCUGGAGUAUUUGCACAUGCUUGGUAUUGUUUAUCGUGACCUUAAGCCUGAAAACAUUCUUGUUAGGGAUGAUGGACAUAUAAUGCUCUCAGACUUUGAUCUUUCUCUUCGUUGUGCUGUUAACCCAACUUUGGUAAAGACCCCAUCCAUUACUUCCGAUCCUCAGAAAAACAAUUCCACUUACUGUGCCCAGCGGGCAUGCAUUGAACCAGCUUGCAUUCAGCCAUUGUGUGUUGUUCCAACAAUGUGCUUUUCUCCUCGCCUCUUUUCAAGAAAAUCAAAGAAGGACAGGAAGCCCCAAAAUGAUAUCGGAAAUCAGGUUAGCCCAUUGCCAGAGCUGAUAGCUGAACCAACCAAUGCUCGUUCAAUGUCUUUUGUUGGAACACACGAGUAUUUGGCACCAGAGAUCAUCAAAGGUGAAGGUCAUGGAAGUCCAGUGGAUUGGUGGACUUUUGGGAUCUUUUUAUACGAGCUCUUGUUUGCUAAGACUCCAUUUAAAGGAUCUGGGAAUCGAGCCACAUUGUUCAAUGUUGUCGGCCAGCCCCUACGGUUUCCAGAAUCCUCUGUUGUCAGUUUCCCUGCUAGGGACUUGAUAAGGGGUUUGCUUGUGAAAGAGCCUCAGCAUAGAUUAGGCUACAAAAGAGGUGCAACUGAGAUAAAGCAACACCCUUUCUUUGAAGGAGUUAAUUGGGCUUUAAUACGCUGUACCACCCCCCCAGACAUCCCAAAGGCUGUUGAUUACGAUAAAAUGCCUACUCCAACGAAUGAGAAGACCCCUACUGCUGCUGCUGCUACAAAUCAGAAGAGCAACACAUAUUUGGAGUUUGAUUUCUUCUAGUUAAUUACCAAGGUUGCCUUAAAUUAAGAAAUGACUGUGGAUCAUAUUAAGAGAGGUAGGUUGGUGAAGAUCAGUACAAAUAUCGCUCCCUCCUGUUCUUUAAACUCAUAAAUGCCCUUGAUUCCAUGCGUCCCUUAAAUGGUACGCGAAGAAGUUUUUCUUUUCCCCCUUUUUUCUAUUUCUAUUAUUUUUGAGACUGGCAAAAUGUAUCUCCAUGUAGUUAACUACAUUGUGUGAACAGUUGGAAGCUGUUAAAAUUGUAUGGUUCCUGUUAGUUUGAGAAUCAAAUGUCAAUGACUGUAUAGUUUUCUUGUAACUUUUUGGAAAAAAGGUUGAUGAAUGCAAAACAAGGUAGGGCCGAAUUUAUAGACCCAUAUUUUGA